This is a messenger RNA of Gilbertella persicaria, 1081 nucleotides long. Its product is annotated as WD40-repeat-containing domain protein. The record is from RefSeq and is a predicted model, not a curated record. Gene Ontology annotation, biological process: mRNA export from nucleus. The transcript is spliced from 6 exons. The coding region runs from base 21 to 1076 and encodes 351 amino acids. Gene Ontology annotation, molecular function: protein binding. Lineage: Eukaryota; Fungi; Mucoromycota; Mucoromycetes; Mucorales; Choanephoraceae. Gene Ontology annotation, cellular component: THO complex part of transcription export complex.
UUUUUUUUUCGCUUUCUUAUAUGUCUCAACAAGAAGAAGUGCCUGACGGAAAGAUAACUUAUGACUGGAGUCCACCUUCAGGUCAAAGACAAGACUUCUUCUAUAAAGGCUCUUCUAUCAGUCGUGAACAAGUUCGAAAAAUGUUUGACAACUCCAAGAUAAGAGAGUGUAAAGGACAUAAAGAAAAGGUUCAUACAGUUGCUUGGAACUGCGACGGUAGAAAACUAGCCUCAGGCUCUGUAGAUAAAACAGCCCGUGUUUGGUCACCACACAGAGGAACAGACAUAAGAUAUUCAAUAGAACUAAAAGGGCAUUCAGAUAGCGUUGAUCAGCUUGAUUGGGAUCCAACUCAUCCUGAUAGACUAGCCACAGCUUCUUGUGAUAAAACAGUGCGAUUAUGGGAUCAACGAUCUGGUAAAUGUACAGCAGUGAUUCAGACGGAUGGAGAGAAUAUCAAUAUUUGUUGGAGUCCAGACGGGAACAACAUUGCAGUAGGCGAUAAAAACGAUACCAUUAGCAUCAUUGACACACGAACUCAUAAAAUCAGCGAUAAACGCAAACAUCCAGUUGAAGUAAAUGAAAUUGCUUGGAAUAAUGCAAACAAUCAAUUCUUCGUUACAACAGGACAAGGCACCAUCAAAGUAUAUGAUUACCCUUCAUUUGAACUAAAAACCAAUCUGCGUGGACAUACAGCCAAUUGCUAUUGUGUAGAAGCUGAUCCAACCAGUAAAUAUGUAGCUGUAGGUUCAGCAGACGCUAUUGUUUCUUUAUGGGAUACUCGUACAUUUCAAUGCGUUCGAGCAUUUCAAGAACUCACUUGGCCGGUUAGAACACUUUCCUUUAGUUUUGAUGGACAAUAUAUUGCAUCAGCUUCAGAAGAUCAUUUUAUUGAUGUUUCUCAUGUAGAAAGUGGUGAGUCUGUCCAUCAUGUUGAAUGUUCAGCAGCCAUGAACACAGUUGCUUGGUCACCCCGAGAUUAUUAUCUUGCCUAUGCUGGUGAUGAAACUGCUUCCGAUGGUAAAUACGCAGGCAAUCUCAAAAUAUUCAGCAUGAAAGAUCCUAGAGAUCAAAAAUAAAUAUU